This is a messenger RNA of Salvia splendens (bonfire salvia), 1418 nucleotides long. RefSeq names its product CCR4-NOT transcription complex subunit 9. Lineage: Eukaryota; Viridiplantae; Streptophyta; Magnoliopsida; Lamiales; Lamiaceae. The record is from RefSeq and is a predicted model, not a curated record. The transcript has 9 exons. Gene Ontology annotation, biological process: mRNA catabolic process. Bases 119 to 1066 code for a protein of 315 amino acids. Gene Ontology annotation, cellular component: CCR4-NOT complex.
GGAUUUGACCCUCCAUUUCUAGCGAGGCAAGCGCCAACCCACCGCCGUUAAGCCUUCCAUCACCGUCUCUCUCUCCUCUCUUUCUCUCUCUCUCAGAAGGAAGCCGGAACAAAAAUAUAUGUCGAACUUACAUCCGUCGCUCAAUUACAUGAAAGCCGCUCCGUUUGAGGUGCCAGCCACCUCUUCCGCCGCUGCUAACAAUGACCGGAAUGUUCAAUCAGUCGAACAGCUUGUACUUGACCUCUGCAACCCCGAUCUCCGCGAAAACGCUCUUCUCGAACUUUCCAAGAAGAGGGAGCUGUUUCAGGAUUUGGCUCCGUUGCUGUGGAACUCCUUUGGUACACUUGCUGCUCUUCUACAGGAAAUAGUUUCUAUUUACCCAGUGUUAUCUCCACCAAAUCUAACUCCUGGGCAGUCAAACAGGGUUUGCAAUGCACUCGCCCUUCUUCAGUGUGUGGCCUCACAUCCAGAUACAAGAAUGGUGUUCCUCAAAGCUCACAUUCCUCUGUACCUGUAUCCUUUUCUUAAUACCACCAGCAAAACUCGCCCAUUUGAGUACUUGAGGCUUACAAGUCUAGGAGUCAUUGGUGCUCUGGUGAAGGUUGACGACACUGACGUUAUCAGUUUCCUUCUCUAUACUGAAAUAAUUCCCUUGUGCUUGCGGACAAUGGAGAUGGGAAGUGAACUAUCAAAAACAGUAGCAACAUUUAUUGUGCAGAAAAUUUUGCUUGAUGACGUGGGAUUGGAAUACAUAUGCGCUACAGCAGAGCGAUUCUUUGCUGUAGCUGGGAUUCUGUCAAACAUGAUUAUCGCACUUGCUGAACAGCCUUCUGCUCGGCUGUUAAAGCACAUUAUCAGGUGCUUUCUUCGUUUGUCUGAAAAUCUAAGAGCUUGUGAAGCACUCAAGAAUUGUAUGCCUGACAUGCUCAAAGAUGGAACAUUUAGCAGCUGCCUUCUUGAAGAUGUAACUACGAGACGAUGGUUACAACAAUUGCUUCAUAAUGUGCUAGGGCCUCGGGUAGCCAUUCAAGCAGGAGGUGGAUUUGAUAUCGUCAAUCAUGGCUAGAUCUAGUUUACUCAUCGCUCAUGUGCUUAACUCGCAGUUUUUGAAGAUUUGCAGGCAUCUCUUGCUUUGCCUCAUACUACAGUACAACCAAUUUUUGGUAUAAUAAUAAUAAUAAUACCGGAGAAGUCUCGCUUUGACUAGGAAGGUCGGGUUUAAUCUUUGGAGAUAUCGUCGUCUUUUGAUAUUGGUUGUAAUGAUAUUUAUCUAGAAGACAAAUAUUGUAUAGGGAAUGUUGUCUUGUUGUUUUCUUGAAAUCGUCGAUAUAAUAGAAUUGGAGUUGUGGAAUUGUAAUUCAGUCUUGUUGUUUUCUUGAAAUCGUCGAUAUAAUAGAAUUGGAGUUGUGGAAUUGUAA